Molecule: messenger RNA, 1990 nt
Organism: Salvia hispanica
Lineage: Eukaryota; Viridiplantae; Streptophyta; Magnoliopsida; Lamiales; Lamiaceae
Product: raucaffricine-O-beta-D-glucosidase-like
Biological process (GO): carbohydrate metabolic process
Molecular function (GO): beta-glucosidase activity
Source: RefSeq, a predicted model, not a curated record
UUUUUGCAAUUAAUUUGGAGCAAUGGCGAUGGUGCAUCUGGAUGACAAUAAAAAUGGCACCGCUGAAGAUCGGAAUUCGUCAGGUGGCGGUUCAAUGUGGUGGGAUAUCGAUGGACCGGUGCCAGAUUCUAACGACAACAGUGGCAUCAACCAUAACUGGUUUCCUCAAGACUUCCUAUUUGGAACUGGAACUUCUGCCUUUCAGGUUGAAGGGGCUGCUGCUAAAGGAGGCAAAGGCAUUAGCAUAUGGGAUGACUUCUCUAUGAGGCUUCCUUGGAAAGUAGCCGAUGGAUCCAAUGGAAAUGUUGCAUGUGACAUGUACAACAGAUAUAAGGAAGAUAUUGCGAUGAUGAAGAAAAUGGGGUUUAAUUCGUACAGAUUUUCAAUUUCAUGGGCAAGAAUAUUGCCAGCCGGAAGAUGUAGUGGUGGAAUCAACAAAGAAGGAAUUGCUUACUAUAACGAUGUUAUCAACACUUUGUUACAACAUGACAUAAAACCAUUUGUGACACUCUAUCAUUGGGAUCUUCCUUUGUGCUUGGAAAAUGAGUAUGGUGGCCUCUUAUCCAAUAAAGUCAAGGACGAUUUCCGCGAAUUCGCAGAUGUAUGCUUCUGGGAAUUCGGGGAUCGCGUGAAGCACUGGACAACCUUAAACGAGCCAUGGACCUGCGCCGUGAACGGAUACGUUCAAGGCUAUGAUCCCCCGGCCCACAAAGUUCCCGUCCCGGGAGACAAACUUUCCACCAAGAUUGCCAGCGCCCCACCCCUCGACCCUGCCACUGGCGACAAGUUCAUCGCCGCCAGCCCAUCCGAGGGGUACACGGUCGCAAAAAAUCUUCUCCUUGCACACGCAGAAGCCGUCGAUGUCUACAGAAGCAAGUUUCAGGAGGCACAAGGAGGGAAGAUAGGCAUAGUGCUGAACUCCCAUUGGUUUACACCCUUAGAUGAGCAUUCAGCCGCAGAUGGUGAAGCCGCUUUGAGGGGAGUUGACUUUAUGUUGGGAUGGUUUUUGGAGCCUAUAAUGUACGGACAUUACCCCAAAAGCAUGGAAGAAUACGUUCCACCGAACAAUCUUCCAUCAUUCACACCUCAAGAAGUGAAAAAGAUCCAAGGCUCCUACGAUUUCGUUGGUCUGAAUUUCUACACGGCGCAGUAUGCUUCCGAUGAUCCUCACCCUCCAAACGGAGAGGGAUACUAUGCAGAUCAAAGGGUUAAAUAUUCCGCAAAGAGGGGAGAUGAGUACAUUGGAACAAAGUCUGGAGCUGGGUGGCUUUACUCUGUUCCAAAGGGGAUUUAUGAGAUGCUCUUGUAUAUGAAUGACAAGUAUCCAGAACUCAAAGAAAUAUAUAUCACUGAAAACGGAUUUCCCACCGAGAGUGAUCACACGAAGACAGCCAAAAUGGUAUGCGAUGAUGACAAUGAUAGGACUAAAUACCACCAAGAUAAUCUUGCUAACAUGCUCAAAGCAAUGAAACACAAAGACAUUUCAAAGAAACUGAAGGGAUAUUUCGCGUGGUCAUGGUGCGACAACCUUGAAUGGGGCAAGGGAUUCACACUUAGGUUUGGAUUGGUUUAUAUAGACUACAUGAAUGACCUCACAAGGUAUCCCAAGAACUCAGCUGCAUGGUUCGCUAAGUUUCUCAAGAGCAAAUGCCAGCCACCCGCGUGGUUCAGCCCCUGGUGGGUCACACAGCAUGAAGAGAACGAGGAGAAUAUUGAUACACACAAAGGACUCAAAUUUGUGGGGAAUAUCAAUCGAGCCUAAUGUUUGGAUAUUGAUCGUGCAAUGUGUGCGGGUAUUUCACGGGAAUUAGCAUCAAUAAGACUACGAUCGAGUUAAGUGUUAUGUUACGUUGUUAAUUUGUGCAUCUUUGAAUAAGGCAAUGGUGUGUUAGAGGUUAGGUCUUUAGCCUCCUCUAUCAACUCUUUGUAUGUUUUUAUGAUAUUAUUGUCAUUAAUAAAUGGAUAAGUGUAAUUUGCCUACUUUCUUUUA